AUGCCGCUCCUCGACUCGCCAGAGACAGCUGGGGGCGCCUUGCGUGCGGUGGCGGCGGCAGUGGACCAGCUGCUCGAUGCACUGCACCGCCUUGCUGCAAAGUACGGGCCCGCCUGCUGCGUGCUGCUCUGCACCAACCUCGACACGCUAGCCCCCGCGGCGCCCUCGGACGCCCACUGGCGCACCGUGCUGGUGCAGCUCGGGAUGUCGUCGGCGCAGCGCGCGCGCGCGCUGGACUGCUAUGCGGUCUACCUGCAGCGCGGCCAGCUGGCGUCGGCGACCAGAGAGCGCGCCUCUCAGGAGCUGCGGCGCCUGCAGGAGCACACGAGCAGCCACACCGCUUACUGGGCCGCGGCCGCCGGCCUGCGGCGGCUGCUGACCGCGGAGCACGCCGCGUACGCCGCGCUGGGCUGCACCCUCAGGAGCAUCCUCAGCCGGGCGCAGCUGGCCCGCUGGGUGGUGUGCUCGUGGCCCUUCUUCCCGUCCCCCGCAGACCUCAUGGCGGCGCUGCAGCAGGAGAGCGCGGCCGCAGCCGCGCCGCCGCCCGGCGCGGCGGCUUGGGGCCUGCUGCCCCGGCGCGAGUAG
This is a messenger RNA of Monoraphidium neglectum, 585 nucleotides long. RefSeq lists its product as hypothetical. The record is from RefSeq and is a predicted model, not a curated record. Lineage: Eukaryota; Viridiplantae; Chlorophyta; Chlorophyceae; Sphaeropleales; Selenastraceae. Bases 1 to 585 code for a protein of 194 amino acids. The transcript has 3 exons.